AGUCGGCAUCUGAAAUGCCUCCGCACUACAGUCCGUUCAUGCUGAUCACCAACCUGCGCACCCACCUGUGUGUUUCCCUAGAGAAGAAUCCAUGGCUGCAGAAGCGCAUCGACGACCUGGAGGAGGAACGCAACUUCCUGCGCUGCCAGCUGGACCGCUUUGUCUCCUCCAUGAGGACCCCGGAGAGCAACCGUAAAGACUGGGGCAGUGGUGGGUGGUGGUGGGGAGCACUUUUCUACUGACUUCCCACUGGGCACAGACGUCAAUUCAACGUCUAUUUCAUGUUGGUUCAACAUAAUUUCAUAGGGUGUCAGGUAGCCUAGCGGUUAAGAGCAUUGGGGCAGUAACCGAAUGGUCGCUGGUUUGAAUCCCCGAGCCGACUAAGUGAAAAAUCUCUCAGAUGUGCCCUUGAGCAAGGCACUUAACUCUAAUUGCUCAUAUAAGUCACUCUGGAUAAGGGCAUAUGUGGAAACAAAGUUGAUUCAACCAGUGUGUGCCUAGUGGGUUAGUACUUGACUAUACGUUCCAACUUGUUGCCUCAAAAAUAUCUAGUCACACUUUCUAUUUAAUACACUGUUUGAGAACAUAAUACAGGUGAAUACAUUAUAUAGGCUGAUACAUGGAGAGAGGUGAAAUGGAGGUAGAGGAAAACAGAUGAGAAUUUCAAAAUUGGAACUCUGUUGAACUCUAUUAUCCUCUGCCCUCUAUUAGAUUGGUAUCCUGAAUCCCAGCACGCUAGUCUGAACUACACUACUCUGAAACCUCCACCAGAAAGAUCUCCAAGCCCUCCUCCUUCACCCAUGACCACCAGGUCUGGAAUGCUACGGAAACACGUCCAGAGCCAACUUCACACACGUAGCAGCAGAGUACCUGGUGAGAGGGAAGCAGAAUCAAUUUUGGGUGGGAUGGCUUUUUAGGAGUGGGAGAAUCAUACAGCUUAAGCUAGGCUUUAGUGUCAAACGUCAUCAAGUGUCUUGAAGUGUAUGUGGAUACAUUUUCUCACCGUGUCCCCCCCUUUCUCCAGUAAAACAGGAGGUGCGGGUGAUAGAAGAAGAUAAGUACUUUGAGGAAGACAGUUAUUUAGAGGAAGUGGAAGAGGAGGACGAUUCAUCGGAUGAGAUGUCGUCCAAGAAAAAGGGAUCCAAGAAUGGUGGGGAGCCAAGAAUGAAAAUGAGACGGGUCUUCCGGAUCACUCGAGGCAAGGAAAGACAAAGAGGUAACCAAGUCAUAGUUUAUUGCUCUAUUAUUUCCAAUGCCCAGUGCAUUUGUGUCAGCUGCGUCAUAAUAUUCAAUUGUAUGUUUGAAAAAUGAGUUUCCUUGUUAUCACACUUUUGGGGGAAAUCCCUAUUAACUGCUAACUAAAAUGGCUCCUCUCUCCUUCAGUGAAAGACCCUGACGGUGUGCUCCAUCGGUACCAGAAGAUCCUCCUCACUUACCAGCGCCUGAGGAGCAUGUCCAAGACCUUCCAGGUCCACCGGGUGGACCGCAACACUAUGGCCUCCACCUCCCCCAUCGCCGAGCUGCUGCUGGUGGCCCCAGAGAAGGUAGCCGAGGUGGGCGAGUUUGAGUCUUCUAAGGAGAAGCUCCUGGACUAUGCCCGCCGCUGCUACAAGGCCCUGGACGAGCCCAUGCACACCAAAGUGGCAGCCAUGAAGAAGAACCACCUGCUUCUGCCCAUCUCCUACAGGUUCAGAAAC
Molecule: messenger RNA, 1697 nt
Organism: Coregonus sp. 'balchen'
Lineage: Eukaryota; Metazoa; Chordata; Actinopteri; Salmoniformes; Salmonidae
Source: the annotation of a GenBank genome assembly